AGAGAAAUUAAAUGCCCAAUUUUCAUUGUUUGUCACGCCUUGCUGUGCCGAUAGUUUUAUGGGAAGUAGUAUGAAAAACUGCUCCAGUAGCAUGAGAAGCGCUCCGCGUACCCUUCGUAAAUAUUUUGUUCGCUCCAUGCUCUGCUCUGCUCCUCCGCAAAUUGUGUUUGCCGAGCAAUUAGCUUGACAAUUAUCACCUGAAAUGCUGAACUACUGCGCUUCCAUCAUAUAAAAGCAAAAUGCUAUGCACGAUUGUUAUCACUUAGAUGGAUAUUACAACUGCAGAUUGUACCAAGUGAAGAAACGUCUAUUUGAGUACAGUUAUAAAAAUUAUAAAAAUACGAUUCGCUUUCUGAGGACAUUCUUUUAAGAAAGUUUAAAUAAUAAAAUGGAAAAGAACACUUUGUGGUUUAUUUUUGUGCUCCUUAUUGUGUAUUUUACGGUGGUGUUUUGUGAAGAAACUGUGAACCAAGAUGAAAAUUUAAAUACUGAAGAAAGUAGUGCUCUCCAAACCGCAUCCACAAAUUUAAUCGAUGAAGCUAGAACUAGAAGGCGACAUGGAUUUUAUCAUCAUCUUUGGGGUUGGCAUGCGUUGGCUAUUGCAUAUUGGAUUAAAGUCAAAUUAGUUAUAGUAGCAUUUUUCGUUGGUAGUGCUGUAUUUGUGGGCUUGCGUUACUUGUGGCCAAACAAAUGCUCAUCAGAUUGGAGCCACGAGGGCCCAAUCAUCUAUGAAAAUCCACAUUCCUUCGCUCACAGCGAUCACAUUCCAUAUUCCAUAGAUCAUUCCGAACACAGUGAUCAUUCCUUUGAAGCUGGUUCUUUUGAACCUUAUUCUGCAUACGAGAAUGCAUAUUCUGAUAUUACGCCAUCGACUGCGCCAGAUCCAUCUGAUAUCCAUCGUGGACGUCGCAGUUUGAACAGACAAAUACAAACAGAAGAACAGAUUGCAGAUUUUAUGUUCUACUUUUUGGGGCUUGAUUCUCAGGCUUGUAGACGCCGCUUUAUAUGUGAGAUGGAGUUUCGCGCAAAAGAAAACCCAAUCACUAGUAUGGCAUUCCGGGUUGUAGGUAAAGGGUUCUUCAAUAAAUAUACAAAUGCACUUAAUCGAAAUGGCCUGGCAAAAUCAUUCCAAGACUGCGCGCUUGUGAACCCUCAGUGUGUUUUUAUUGAACGUGAUUCAAAUGAAAACCCUAAUACGGAAUCAGAGAAUGUAACAGAGCCACUGUCUGAGAAUAGUGACUUGAAUAAUGACAACGACCAAGAAGAACAAGUUAACAAUGAGUUUGAUAACAACUAUGAUCUCGAUCAGGAAACACAAAACAAUGAAAUUUUAAAAUCUGAACGACGUCACAACAAUGUUAAUCGAAGAGGUUCUCGUUCAUUGGAUAUUGUGGCAGAGCAUAUUUUAACGAAGCCAAAAUUACCAUAAUUCCAUUUUUUUUUAAUUUAGUAAAUACUUUUAUUUAUUUAGUUUUUAUAUUUAUUUAUUUGUC
Molecule: messenger RNA, 1493 nt
Organism: Teleopsis dalmanni
Lineage: Eukaryota; Metazoa; Arthropoda; Insecta; Diptera; Diopsidae
Exons: 4
Coding region: 389-1429 (346 amino acids)
Source: RefSeq, a predicted model, not a curated record